UCUUUAUUCACCCAAACUCAAAGAUAUGGAGUCCCAUAAGUUUACCAUUGGAAUCCUCAAAGAAGUCGAUGCUUACUGUGAGUCAAGAGCUGCGUUCACUCCAGCCUUUGUCUCAGAGCUUACAUCAGCAGGAGCAAGGGUUCUUGUUGAGAAAAGCGAUGUCAGAUGAUUUGAAGACGCAGACUACCAUAAACAUGGUGCCAUCCUCGUUGAUAAAAUCGAAGAAGCUGGGUCUAAAGCUCUUCUACUUGGAAUCAAGCCAAUCUACCCUCAGAACGUGAUCCCUGAUACCAACUACAUGUUCUACUCAAGGAUCGCCAACAAUUUGGAGGCCACCAUUCCUCUUCGUAACUCAUUGCUUGAAGCCAACUGAAGCUUCAUCGACUAUGAGGUGGUCAAAGACUCGCAAGGAAACGCCCUCAUCGGCACUUCGCGUUUGGCCGGCAGAGUUGGAGCUUUCAACACCAUUCGGGCUCUUGGAGAGUUCAUGUUGACCAAAGGGUGUCGCAAGACUACUCCUGAAGGAGUCACAAGAAAGGCAAGAUUUUGUCUAAGUCUGUAGCAAAUC
Molecule: messenger RNA, 568 nt
Organism: Moneuplotes crassus
Lineage: Eukaryota; Ciliophora; Spirotrichea; Euplotida; Euplotidae
Source: the annotation of a GenBank genome assembly